Molecule: messenger RNA, 2952 nt
Organism: Exophiala spinifera
Lineage: Eukaryota; Fungi; Ascomycota; Eurotiomycetes; Chaetothyriales; Herpotrichiellaceae
Exons: 1
Coding region: 1-2952 (983 amino acids)
Biological process (GO): protein autophosphorylation; actin cortical patch assembly; peptidyl-threonine phosphorylation
Cellular component (GO): cytoplasm
Molecular function (GO): protein serine/threonine kinase activity; ATP binding
Source: RefSeq, a predicted model, not a curated record
AUGGCUGUGUAUGCCUCCCAACUCGGGGGUAAAGGCCCAUUUGCCAACACUGCUCCCCCUUCAGCGCCUGCACCUACAGCACCGGCUGGCACGUUUCUGCCCGGGACGAAAGUACAAGUGGGCAACCAUCGGGUCGUAAUUGAUCGCUAUCUCUCCGAGGGCGGGUUUGCCCAUGUCUAUGUGGUGUCAUUACCGCGCCCGAUAGACGGCAACCAGAAGGCGGUGCUAAAGAGAGUGGCAGUCCCGGACAAGGAACACCUUGCAAACAUGAGAACGGAGGUCGAGACCAUGAAGAGGUUAAGAGGCCACAAGCAUAUUGUGAAAUAUAUUGAUUCGCAUGCGUCUCAGCUGAAAGGUGGAGGCUACGAGGUGUUUCUUCUCAUGGAGUUCUGCCAGGGUGGAGGACUGAUAGACUUCAUGAACACAAGACUACAAAACAGAUUGACGGAGCCCGAGAUACUGAAAAUAUUCACCGAUGUGGCAGAGGGAGUGGCGUGCAUGCAUUACCUGAAGCCCCCGCUCAUGCAUCGAGAUCUCAAAGUCGAAAAUGUCCUUAUUUCCACGGAAGGAUCGUCAAGGAUAUACAAGCUAUGUGACUUUGGCUCUGCAGCCCCUGCCAGACCGGCUGCUUCAACGGCGGCCGAAGGCCGUUUGAUCGAGGAUGACAUAAAUCGCCAUACAACCCUCCAAUAUCGAAGCCCAGAAAUGAUUGACGUCUACAGGAAACAGCCAAUCGACGAGAAGGCUGAUAUAUGGGCGCUGGGCGUUUUCUUAUACAAACUCUGUUACUAUACGACUCCAUUUGAAGAGGCUGGACAAAUGGCGAUUUUAAAUGCUAGAUUCAAAUUCCCAGGAUACCCUCGAUUCUCCGACCAGUUGAAGCUACUGAUUGCUUCAAUGCUUCGGGAGCGACCAUCUGAUCGCCCUAACAUAUACCAGGUGCUCCAAAAAGCGUGCCAGCUAGAUGGCAGAGAGCUUCCUGUCCAGGAUAUCUAUACCCGGCGGACGCAGUCGGAGAACCGCAAGGAUCAAGUCCUCCCGACGCCCUCUGGCUCUCAAUCCAGAGCUGGUGCCACGUUAUCACCCCCAAGACAAGAUGCUGCACCAAGCAUUCCUCAAAUUGAACCUAUGCGCCGGGGACGGCCCACGAAGCCCCUUUCUCAUCAUGGAUCUGCCAAACCUAGCCCCUCGCCAUUAAGGAUGGUAGAUGGCACGGAUCCAUUUGCAGCACUAGAUGGGAAACCCUCCUCUGUUGAAGACGAGUUCUCGACACGUUUCCCAACAUUGGAUCAGUUUUCUCUGAUGACCGACAAGGGAAAGAAUUUCGCUUUUGAGCCCCAACAAGAGAAAAGGCAGGAAAGCGCGGAAGCAGAUUUGGCACAGAGGGUCACAAUGGCUCUGGCAGACGAUGCUUUUGCUCGCGCACCCAGCCCUGUCAAAGCCAGCACUCUUUCAGAGAGACCUAAAACCGCCGUCAAGUCACAGGCCGUGCUGCAACACAAGAAAUCUUUGGAAAGCAAAGAAACUCAGCCUCGAGCCAGCUUGCCCCCGGUCAAGGCCUCUGCAACUAGCAUGGUUUCCACUGGAACCAUGACUUCCCCAUCUCCUCCACCGACGACAUCAAUACCAUUCUCUGAACGUCCGAUACACCGGUUCCCAUCUACCGAUCAUCCUCCCAGGAGUUCCAGCCUCAACCAACCUGCCCCCCAGCCGAGUGUGCACACCCAAGUCAAAACGGGCUCUCGGCUUGCAAGCCUCUUAAAACAAGAUGCCCAUAGAUCACAGCUCGCGGAUGACUACGAACCACGGUCUCCGACAUCAUCUCGUCCGUCUUUGGAGGGCGGCCGCCCUACGACACGAGAUCUCAACUCAAGCGUGAGCCGCUCACGAUCCUUGAAUUUCAGAAAUCGUCCGGUAAGCGUCAAUAUCGGCGCAAGGCCCACCCACAUCAAGGAUAAAGAGAUUACUCGAUUGGAUUAUGAGACGACCUUCGCAAGCGCAGAACCGGAAAUGCCACCCUUGACACACUCUGAAUCUGCAACAAAUAUCGCAUCUGACGUUGACUUUUUGAAAGCCAGAGAAGAAGAGGAGAAAGAGCGAAAGCAGCAUCAUAAACGCUUGGGGAGCGGUACCAGACAUAUCAAACGCUCAAGCCUGCCAUCCAUGGGCAUUGCUGGAACUACGAAAUUGCUCGCCGGGAAGUUCGGGGACGCUUUUAAAAUGUUUGAGGGUAACAAUGACAGCCAUCAUCAAAGGCAGAGAAGCGAUUCUCCUUCACGCGACGCACUCAACAUGCUUACUCCUAUCGCUGGGUCCGAGGCUACCGAUCUCAGCAAUGACCGAGAGCCAUUUGACGAGACAGAAGAUCUUUCACCAGAGAUGAAACGCGAGCUGGAAAAGAGAAAAUUGGAGGCCGAAGAGCGAAGAGUCGCCAAUGCUGCUGCUGAAUACCGACAGCGUGUGGCAGCACGAGGUGGCAAUAGCCAACCUGGUGGUACAAUCAAAGCAGCAUCGAUUCAGAAUAGAGUGAAGUCACUACUGAACGAACAUGACAGGCCUGCACAAAAGACUGCAACUGGCUAUGGUCGUUAUACUGACUCUGCGACAUCGCUGCAGGAUAGACUAGAUGUCAAACGGCUAUCAGAUGCCUCUUCUAUUGAGGGUCCUGCAAGGGUCGAGCGGCACCCUCCACACGCUAUGUCUACACCUACAUCUACCACCGACUUGGCAAGAACACAGAGGCCUACAGCUCCUCCUAAACCCAAAGUACUCCGAUCAACUGUGCCUGAUGCGCUGCCAACCGCGAGUGAGGGUUCGGUUGCUACACACGUGGACGAAGACUGGGAGGCGAAUUUUAGCAAGAGAUACCCCAGCCUUGCUGGACUUGAGAUGGUGGAAACAUCCAUCACGGGGCCGAAGCCAUCGGUGGCAGUGAGAACGAAGGAGAUAUAA